AUGGCCAUGACCUCUGCUUUGCUUCAGUUUAAGCAAUCCUUUCAAAUUUCCGAAGAGUACUUUAGUUUUCUGUGUGAUGGAGCAUCUUUCCCAAAAACAGAGUCUUGGAAUGAGAGUAGGGAUUGCUGCAGUUGGGAUGGAGUCACUUGUGACUUAUUAAACGGUCAUGUUAUCAGGUUAGACCUUAGUUGUAGUCAGCUUGUUGGAAAUUUUCAUCCCAACAGCAGUCUCUUCCAACUUCAUCAUCUCCAAACACUAAACCUUGCUUACAAUUGGUUUUAUCCUUCUUCGAUCCCACAUAACAUUGGCCAAUUGAGGAAUUUGAGGCAUCUCAACCUUUCUAAUGCUUCCUUUGAUAGGAAAAUCCCAACAGAAAUAUCAUACCUUUCCAAUUUGGUUUCACUUGAUCUUUCUAAUGGUUUUGGAUUACAACUUGAUGAGAGAACAUUUGAAACAAUGCUUCACAACUUCACAAAUCUGGAGGUACUUUCUCUCUUUUAUGUCAACAUCUCAUCUCCGAUACCUGUCAAUAUUUCUUCCUCCUUAAGGUACCUGGAUCUUAGUUAUACUAAUCUGCGAGGUGUUCUCACAGAGAGCUUUUUCCUUCUGCCAAACUUGGAAACUCUCAAAUUGGGUAACAAUGAUCUUCUCAAAGGAGUUUUUCCAAAGAUCCACCAGAGCAACACUCUGUUAAUGGAGUUGGAUAUUUCAUACACAGGAAUCUCUGGUGAGCUGCCUGAUUCAAUUGGCACCUUCAGCUCCUUGAAUAUCUUGAGCCUCUAUGGAUGUCAAUUCUCUGGUUCAAUUCCUGAUUCCAUAGGCAACCUAACACAAAUUACGGAGUUGUGGUUUUCGAGUAAUCGUUUCACUGGCCAUAUUCCUUCCACAAUCUCUAAAUUGAAGCACCUCACCAGUUUGGAUCUUUCUGACAACUCCUUUUCAGCUUCUGCUUUGCUUCAGUUUAAGCAAUCCUUUAAAGUUAAAUCCGAAUACUCCUCGUGUUAUACUUCUUUCCCAAAAACAAAGUCUUGGAAUGAGAGUAGAGAUUGCUGCACUUGGGACGGAGUCACUUGUGACAUGUUAAACGGGAAAAUCCCAACAGAAAUCUCAUACCUUUCUAAUUUGGUUUCACUUCAUCUUUCUAAUGGUUAUGGAUUAGAACUUGAUGAGAGAACAUUUGAAACAAUGCUUCAAAACUUCAGUAAUCUAGAGGUACUUUCUCUCUUUCAUGUCAACAUCUCAUCUCCGAUACCUGUGAAUAUUUCUUCCUCCUUAAGGUACCUGGAUCUUAGUUAUACUAAUCUGCGAGGUGUUCUCAUAGAGAGCUUUUUCCUUCCGUCAAACAGCUUGGAAACGCUCAAAUUGAGUGAUAAUGAUCUUCUCAAAGGAGUUUUUCCAAAGAUCCACCAAAGCAACACUUUGUUAAUGGAGUUGGAUAUUUCAUCCACAGGCAUCUCUGGUGAGCUGCCUCAUUCAAUUGGCACCUUUAGUUCCUUGAAUAUCUCUAACCUCCAAGAGCUACGUUCCAUAUAUCUUUACCAUAACAACUUCAUCGGUCCAUUUCCCGCUUCAAUUUUAAACUUGACACAUCUUGAAUUCUUAGACAUGUCGACUAAUUCCCUAUCUGGCCCACUGCCUAGCAAGGAACCAAGCUGGAUUUGUCAUACAACUCACUGA
Messenger RNA from Solanum tuberosum (potato), 1677 nucleotides. Its product is annotated as receptor-like protein 12. The coding region runs from base 1 to 1677 and encodes 558 amino acids. The transcript is spliced from 4 exons. The record is from RefSeq and is a predicted model, not a curated record. NCBI's taxonomy places the organism in Eukaryota, Viridiplantae, Streptophyta, Magnoliopsida, Solanales, Solanaceae. Gene Ontology annotation, molecular function: protein binding.